Acipenser ruthenus (sterlet) is the source of this 918-nucleotide messenger RNA. RefSeq names its product high affinity immunoglobulin epsilon receptor subunit gamma-like. The transcript is spliced from 5 exons. Gene Ontology annotation, biological process: cell surface receptor signaling pathway. Bases 280 to 561 code for a protein of 93 amino acids. NCBI's taxonomy places the organism in Eukaryota, Metazoa, Chordata, Actinopteri, Acipenseriformes, Acipenseridae. The record is from RefSeq and is a predicted model, not a curated record. Gene Ontology annotation, cellular component: membrane; Fc-epsilon receptor I complex. Gene Ontology annotation, molecular function: IgE receptor activity.
AUAUGACGGCGUUAGUGAUGAGGAGCGAGCUCGAGGCAGACGCUUUCAUUCGGACGGCAUCUUGACGUUCACGUUCCAUAGCGACGUCCCCACCCGAGACUGUUUUAUUAAGACUGAGAUAUAUAUAAAAAUAUAUAUAUAUAUAUUUAAAAAUAAAACAAAAUAUGUUUUAAUUCGCUGGACGUUUAACAACACUGAUAAUUAUUUUUUUUAUUAAGUUUUUUUUUAAAACAAUAUAUAUAUAUAUAUAUUUUUAAAAAGAGGAAAAAACGGUUUAAAAUGUUUCUAUCAGGGAAGAUGGGAGUCUUUGGGAUUUUGGUCCUGUGCUGUUGCAAUUUUGGACAAGCUGCGGCUCUGCAGUCUCCUGAGAUCUGCUACGUCCUAGACGGGGUUCUGUUUGUAUACGGGAUCGUCCUCACUGUGCUGUACUGCAGACUGAAGAUGAUGUCUGACAAACCUCCUGUGCAGAAGGGAUCACAGAAAGAAGGAGAAGGCAUCUACACGGGAUUGUCGCUUGCCACACAGGAUACCUACGAAACAAUUAAAACCCAGAAGAAAUAAGAAAUCCGAGGAGCUCGCUGCCGUCACCGGAUUUCAUAAUCCAAUGUAAUCCAGGUGACUGAAGCAAACCUCUCCGUUCAAACAAACUGCCUUCACACGUUUCAGAAAGGACGUUCACUUACCAGCUGAAAAAAAAAUGUGUAAAAACACACCCCGGGCUGCAGAAGUUUCCUGUAAAAUGUUUCCAAACAGAAAAUAACCUUCCGGUAAUAGAAAACAAGGCCUAAUUUUAAAAUCUCGCUUUUUAUUUUUAGUUAUAGCGCAUUUUAUAUAUUUUUUUAAAAAAAAAUAAUAAUCAUGUAAUGGAAAUCAUCAUAAUAAUUUACUAAUGCGAUAAUGUUGAUUUUUUUUUUUUUU